Messenger RNA from Cercospora beticola, 468 nucleotides. RefSeq lists its product as uncharacterized. The record is from RefSeq and is a predicted model, not a curated record. Lineage: Eukaryota; Fungi; Ascomycota; Dothideomycetes; Mycosphaerellales; Mycosphaerellaceae.
AUGAUGAUUGCAGUACUCUGCUCAGCUUCAACCUGCCGCCAAUAUGAGAAAAUCAAGUUCGCGAAAAGGCAAACGCACACGAGACUCCGGUCUGCCAGCAGCGAAGGCACGAAGAUAUCCGGCACCACUGGUCCGUACAACUCCCAGUUUCAGCAGAUGCUUGCCGAUCGUGGCGUCUUCCCUGACGGAUAUCGCGGUCUAGAUGGGUCCCGGCCACCAAAGCCGACUAAACUGGACGAACUUCGUCAUGUGCUGCCACGCACGCGCUCGUCACUGUCCCUAUCGGCAUUCUCGGAGGGUGCCUUCGAAGAGUUCCAAGAGACGAAUCGAAGGGCGAAAUCGGAGGCAAAAGUCAUGUCGAGCGUGGUUCCUAUUAUUACAGGAGCGAAGGACAACCGACUCGAAACAGAGGGAAAAAUACAAUUUAACAACCUGGAGAAGUUCGCUCCAGGCUUGAAAGUGGCGUAG